Eimeria maxima is the source of this 1644-nucleotide messenger RNA. Its product is annotated as thioredoxin domain-containing protein, putative. Gene Ontology annotation, biological process: protein folding; response to endoplasmic reticulum stress. Gene Ontology annotation, molecular function: protein disulfide isomerase activity. The transcript is spliced from 12 exons. Bases 1 to 1644 code for a protein of 547 amino acids. NCBI's taxonomy places the organism in Eukaryota, Apicomplexa, Conoidasida, Eucoccidiorida, Eimeriidae. Gene Ontology annotation, cellular component: endoplasmic reticulum. The record is from RefSeq and is a predicted model, not a curated record.
AUGACGCGCCUUUUCCCUCUCCUGCUGCAUUUAGCAGCAGCAGCAGCAACGGGAGAGGCAGCUGCAGCAACAGCAGCAGCAAAUACAGCAGCAGCAAAUGCAGCAAAUGCAGCAGCAGCAGCAGCAGCAAAUGAGCCCCACAGCGUACGUACACCCGAGCAGCAAAGCUGCCCAGCUAAUUCCCUUAAGGAAGAAUUUUCUUAUCUAAGUAACCCACCUUCUGAUGCAGCAGCAGCAGCAGCCCCAGCAGCAGCAGCAGCAAAUGCAGCAAAUGCAGCAGCAGCAGCAGCACCUGCAGCAGCAGCACCGGAAGCAGCAGCACCAGCAUCUGCACCAGAAGCAGCAGCAGCACCAGAGACAGCAGCAGAAGCAGCACCAGCAGCAGAUGCAGCAGCAGCAGAUGCAGCAGCAGAAACAGCAGCAGCAGCAGCAGCAGCAGCAGGAGAAAUAGAUAUAGAUGAAUCUUCUGAUUAUGUUGAAUUAACAGAAGAAGCAUUACAAAUUGCAUUACAAAAAAGACCGACAGCAUUAGUGUUAUUAGCUGAUUCGCGGUGUACAGACACCUCAGGUGUCUCUGUUGUGGCGUCUACGGGUCGGUCUGGUAUACGCCAAGGAGAGAAGAGAGAUUGUGAUAUCUUCCUUCGUUAUCAGCAGAAUAUACCUAAGCCUGCUGCUGCAGCAGCAGCAACAGCAGCAGCAGCAGCAGCAGCAGCAGAGAAAGAGAAAGAAGAACAAGAGCAAGAUUAUUUAUCUCUAUUCUUCCCUGAUAAUGCUACAGAAGAAGAAAUCAAACUCCAAAUCAUUAAACUCGCCUAUCCUCCCUCUCUUCGGGCGACGAGCAAAAAACUUCUCGAUGAACUUUUGUUUGAAUUUCCAACUUCUCUUGUUCGAUUAUUUCCUAGUCCUGGAGAUGUAACCCCUGUACCUGCUGGGGUUUUAGCUGCUGCAACUCGUCUCCCUAUAAUUGAUGUUGAUGACCCUGAUGUUGCUUCUUCCUUUAAUGUUAAGCCUCCUAGUCAGCUGCUGCUGCGCCCCAAGGGUUUCCGUCAGGAGUUUGCAAUGGAUGGUGAUGAGGAGCAGAUGCGACUGACGCGCGCACUGGAGGAAGAGCCAAAGCCUAUCGUUGUCUUAAACACUCUUAAUGCUCCUUCUAUAUUCACGGAGCUUCGUCCGGUGGUUUUCUUCUUUGGGGGUUCAGAGCCUGCAAUAGCUGAGGAGACAGCGUUUAUGGAUGCUGCUGGUGCAUGGGAUAAAUCUGUAUUAUUUUGUUUAUCUUCUUCUCCUUCUAUUCUUCGUAAAAGGGCAUUUAGUUAUUUAGGUAUUAAGGAAGAAUAUUAUCCACAGGUUAUAAUAGUUCGUCAUUUAAAUGAUCCAAAAAAAACACAAAAAUUUAUUUGUCCAAAUUCAUCAACAAAAGAAGAAAUUCUUCAUUGUCUUACCUUAUUUAAGGAAAAGAAAUUGUCUCCUUAUUAUAAAUCAGAAAAACCCCCAAAAGUACAAAAAGGGCCUGUCUACGACUUGGUGGCAUCUCGAUAUAAAUCAGUUGUAUUAGAGAGUAAUAAAGAUGUUCUCUUACUUGUUUAUAGUCCUUAUUGUCCUCAUAGUGCUGCAUUUAUGCCUGUCUUUGAAGAGGUUAGUUCCUAG